AUGAAGCUUAUUCUGAAGAAGCUCAACGGCGAUAAGUGGAGCUGGCCGUUCCUAGCGCCAGUUGAUGGAGAAAUGGUCCCUGAAUACUACGAUUACAUCGAAUACCCGAUUGAUCUCAAAACGAUGUCGGAGCGCAUUCGAGCUAAGUACUACGUGCAUCAACACUUAUUUAUUGCCGACUUGUGCCGCAUGUUCGCAAAUUGCUACAGUUUCAAUGGCGUAGAUACGGAGUAUUAC
Messenger RNA from Cooperia oncophora, 237 nucleotides. The record is from the annotation of a GenBank genome assembly. Lineage: Eukaryota; Metazoa; Nematoda; Chromadorea; Rhabditida; Trichostrongylidae.